GAGCCGGAUCAGACAGAGCUGACGAAGGGGGAGUCGACAAAGUGCAUCAAGCGGGAGACUCGAGAACAUGACGAGUUGACAAAAGCAGCAGCGCAAAUGGCGCCGCGAGAGCUGGAUAACCUGCUGAGACAGAUAUGCCUAAGCACCACCCACUUGGAUCGACUACCAUGUAGCCUACCGAAUGACCAGGAAUGUCUCCGGGCCAAGUUACGACACCUUUACGCCGCAGUCCUCGCGAAGCACAGCCUGUACGAGCCCGAGUUAUGGGAGCACUGGCGCACCGAUCCGAAUUCGAGAGGAAAACCUGAACGGACGGCCCUCGCUGCUAGCCACGUGUCUAGAGGAGACUGGCCGUUGCCGUUGCCGUAUGAGCACUUAGAUGACUACUUGGCCCGGCGGGAAGUUCCACUGGAGAUGGUCAGCAAGGAGGUAGUCACCUAUGCAUUCCAGUGGCGAGAAGCCCAUGAUCCUGCACUGAAGGCCCCUUGGAGGAAGAGACAGAUCGUAGGGAAGCAGAUUGGACCGGCCAGAGAACACCCUGAUUCAGGCAUGGGCGAAGAUACGGCCGCCCGAAGCCAAGUGGGACAUUUUGGAUGCUUCCAGCUUGAGAACUAUGGCGGAGGAAUAAAGAAAGGUGUGCUUUGAGCAGAAGGGCUUGCAUACACUAAAGCUAUACACACCUCUGCAUGACCUGACCAACAAAAGACACUUCUCAAUGGGACAAACAAACAGGACUC
Molecule: messenger RNA, 737 nt
Organism: Neohortaea acidophila
Lineage: Eukaryota; Fungi; Ascomycota; Dothideomycetes; Mycosphaerellales; Teratosphaeriaceae
Exons: 1
Coding region: 97-645 (182 amino acids)
Source: RefSeq, a predicted model, not a curated record